AUGCAGCCGACACGCGCACUCCAGGUGCUGCGCUAUCGCCGCUUGCGGCUCACAACCAAGGACGUCAACAAGGGCUACUACAAGGGUACCGGGUCCGGGUCCAUGGGUCGCCAUACCAAGCAUGGUGGUUAUAUUAUCGAGUGGAACAAGGUGCGGACGUAUGUCUGCCCGCCGUUGGAUGGGUUUAAGCUCACGCCCUUUGUUACAGCCACCAUGCCCCGCACAUACGGCAAGUACGAUACCAAGCUUGGGCCGAAGGACGCGACAAUGUAUCUGGAGCGCUGGAAGGCGGAGAACGGGCUAGACUAA
This is a messenger RNA of Dichotomopilus funicola, 309 nucleotides long. RefSeq names its product mitochondrial ribosomal protein L27-domain-containing protein. The record is from RefSeq and is a predicted model, not a curated record. Gene Ontology annotation, molecular function: structural constituent of ribosome. Lineage: Eukaryota; Fungi; Ascomycota; Sordariomycetes; Sordariales; Chaetomiaceae. The transcript has 2 exons. The coding region runs from base 1 to 309 and encodes 102 amino acids. Gene Ontology annotation, biological process: translation. Gene Ontology annotation, cellular component: mitochondrial large ribosomal subunit.